This is a messenger RNA of Pediculus humanus corporis (human body louse), 2847 nucleotides long. Its product is annotated as leucine-rich transmembrane protein, putative. The coding region runs from base 1 to 2847 and encodes 948 amino acids. Gene Ontology annotation, molecular function: protein binding. The transcript has 10 exons. Gene Ontology annotation, cellular component: extracellular matrix. Lineage: Eukaryota; Metazoa; Arthropoda; Insecta; Psocodea; Pediculidae. The record is from RefSeq and is a predicted model, not a curated record.
AUGGAAUUUUCCUAUUGGGUGUUAUUAUUAACAUUAUGCACCCAUAUACGAUCGGAAUAUAUUCCUCCGGGACCAAGGUAUCAAUGUCCGAAAAACAAAGCGCAAUUAUAUCCAUGCGUAUGUGCAAAACCUGGAGAAAGAGGAGUGACGAUCGUUUGCGAAAAUACAAAUUUGGCAAGUUUAAGCGUCGGACUUAAAAAUUUUGCUAAUGAAAAUUUACUCAUUGAAAAAUUAUAUUUUUCUAAAUGUAACAUAGGAAGAUUAUACGGGGAUGUUUUACACAAUCUUAAAAUCCGAGUAUUCGAAGUCGUCGAUACGCCAUUAACGAUUAUCGAAGAUCAUUUUUUUUUAGGCGUUAACAAAACACUACAAGAACUUUAUUUAUUCGAUACGAAUUUUGAAAAAUAUCCAACAGAAUCAUUACAGAUUUUAGGUAAUUUAACGAUUUUAAACAUUCGCGGACAUUUUAUAAAAAAUUUAAAUUCGAAUACUUUUUCAUCGUCUCUAAUGAAAAACACGUUGGAAAGAUUACACGUGACAAAUGGCAAAAUAACUGAAUUACCAUCGGAUAUGUUUACCGGUUUGAAAAAAUUAAAAACUUUAGAUUUUCACAUGAAUAAUAUAAAGGAAUUAAAAAGGAAUCAAUUCAAAGGUUUAAGAGAUUUAGAAGUUUUGGAUUUAAGUUAUAAUAAUUUGACCAAAAUUGACGCCUCUCACAUGUCAGAUCUUAACAAACUCGGAUGGUUUAACGCAUCGAAUAAUGCAGUCAAAGAACUCACAAGGGGAGCAUUUGCUCGUAACACAGUAUUAAAAUAUCUUAAUUUUAAUAAUAAUCUUAUAAAAAAAUUAGAUUCUAAUUCGUUUCGAGGUAUGCGUUUUAUACGAAGACUUUUAUUUCGCGACAACGAAAUAUCGGAUGUGGGUAGGGGUACUUUCGGAUCCGUAACUCGUAUAGGUACUAUCGAUUUAUCGAAGAAUAAAAUAACAAAAAUCGAUUAUCAAAUGUUUUAUCAAUUGAAUUACGUUGAAAUAAUCGACGUGUCGGAAAAUUUAAUUACCGAAAUACAAAAAUUAGCAUUUAAAGAUUUAUAUUUGGUUACGAUAAACGUUUCCCAUAAUUUGAUAAACAACAUAGAAGGCGGUGCUUUUGAAAAUUGCGCAAAUAUAACACUUUUGGAUUUGAGUCACAAUAAAAUAUCAGAAAUCCCUAAAACUGCUUUUGAUAGUACCACCUACGCCACCCACUUGGAUCUAAGUUAUAAUAAUUUAACAUCGCUUAAUCAGGUACCACUUCAAAACAUGACGGGAUUGAAAAUAUUUAACGUGUCUUAUAAUCAAUUGAAAACAAUACCGAAAAAUACUUUUCCGAAAUUAUACGAAUUGCAUACGAUUGACGUGAGUCACAACGUCAUAAAAGAUGUUUUCAAUGGCGUCUUUCAGGUUUUGUUAGGUUUGAGAUAUUUAAAUUUAAGUCACAAUAAAUUGGAAUCGUUAAAAAGUUCUGUUUUCGGUGCACUACCGACUCUACUACAACUCGACAUAAGUAAUAAUAAAUUAAAAGAUAUAAGUCGAGGAGCUUUGACGAGAAUGGCAAGCGUGAGACAAUUAAACGCUCGUAAUAAUGAACUAACAAAAAUAUUUCAAAUCCCGAUAUCCCUAUCGGAAUUGGAUAUAUCCUGGAACAAAUUGGAAAAAAUCCCGGCAUCACACGAAACAUGGCCGACGAUGAAUUCAUUACUUUCGUUGGAUUUAAGUUAUAAUUUAUUACAAGAUAAUUUAGAAAAAGGAAGUUUCGAGGGUUUGUUAACAUUACAAAAGUUAAAUUUAAGUUAUAACGAUAUUAAUAAUCCACCAUGGUCAAGUUUGGGGGAUUUAUCAUCAUUGCAAUAUUUACAACUUCAAGGAAAUAAUAUGACGACGUUAGAAAAAAGUGCUUUCGGACGACUUCCGGUUGUUUUUGAAUUAAAUUUAUCUGGUAAUAAAAUAUCGAACGUGUCUCAAAGAGCUUUCGAUGGUCUUCUACAACUUCUUAAAUUAGAUUUGAGUCAUAAUAAUUUAACAAUCAUACCCAACGGUGCAUUUCAAGGUUUAGUAUCUUUAAGAGAAUUAGAUUUGUCGUACAAUCGUAUAGAAAAAUUAGACAACAAAACUCACGGACUUUUAGACGAUUUUUUAUCACUCGAAAAGGUAAAUUUAAGUCACAAUAAAAUAUCUUUCCUCACUAGAAAAUCAUUUCCCAGUAGUCCCUACAUUCCAUAUCAUUUAAGAAUCAUUGAUUUGAGUUAUAAUUCACUUCCGGUUAUAACGUACGAUCUAACGUAUGGGACUAAAGAUGUUGAAUUAACGGAUUUUCCACCCAAUUAUUUCGGUCCCCCGGAAAAUCUCACCGAAUUAUAUUUAUCGAAUAAUAAAUUAUACGUUUUACCAUUGAAAGAAUUAUCGAAAUUAAAAUCGAAAAUACGUCACGUGGAUUUAAAAAAUAACGAAUUGAGUGAAUUUUAUCCCGAGCUCAUGAUGCUAUUAAAUAACGGAACUUCAUUUCAAUAUUCAGGGAAUCCCCUUCAGUGUACCUGUCAAACACGACCUUUAAAUAGGUGGAUACGAAAUCAAGUCGACGUUCCAAAAGAAUGGAAAACCGUUAAAUGUUCCGGACCUGAACCUUUACAAGAUCAAACGUUUUACCUACUGAAAGAAUCAACUUUAACAUGCCAAAGAGAUGACGAUAACAAUGAUCAUAAUUAUAAUUAUUACGACGAAGAUGAAGAAAAUAAUAAUAAUAAUAAUAAAUUAAUAAACGAAGAAUAUGAAAUAAAUCCCGAUAUUAAAUUUCGACAAUUUGAAUUGUGA